This is a messenger RNA of Vitis vinifera (wine grape), 2130 nucleotides long. RefSeq names its product glutamate receptor 2.2-like. The transcript is spliced from 7 exons. The coding region runs from base 1 to 2130 and encodes 709 amino acids. NCBI's taxonomy places the organism in Eukaryota, Viridiplantae, Streptophyta, Magnoliopsida, Vitales, Vitaceae. The record is from RefSeq and is a predicted model, not a curated record. Gene Ontology annotation, cellular component: plasma membrane. Gene Ontology annotation, molecular function: glutamate-gated receptor activity.
AUGGGUGUAGAUCUGGCUAUUGAUCUUUUAGAAAAUAAAGAUGUCUAUGCAAUUCUGGGGCCGCAAACGUCUGAAGAGGCCGAGUUUCUGGUUCAUCUAGGAGACAAAGCUAGAGUGCCCAUAGUUACCUUUUCUGUGACCACUCCCUUCCUUUCUCAGGAGAAAACUCCAUACCUUGUCCGUGUAGCAAUCAAUGAUAAAGCUCAGGUAAAAGCUAUUGCUGCAAUUGUUCAAGCAUUCAGAUGGAGGCAGGUGACUCUCAUACAUGAAGAUUCGAAUUAUGGAAAUGGAGUCAUACCAUACCUAAUUGGCGCCUUUGAGGAGAUUGAUUCACGUGUCCCGCAUAGAAGUGUCAUUUCUCUGAGAGCUACUGAUGACCAGAUUACUAUUGAGCUCCAAAAACUGAUGACAAUGUCCACCAGAGUAUUUGUGGUGCACAUGUCUUCCUCCCUUGCUUCGCGAUUUUUCUUAAAAGCAAAAGAAUUGGGGAUGAUGAGUAAAGGGUAUGCCUGGAUUAUAACCGAUGGGAUAACGAGUAUCUUGAAUUCAAUGGAUCCGUCAGUCAUUGAUUCAAUGCAAGGGUUAAUAGGCCUAAGGCCUUAUAUUCCACCUUCAGAAGAGCUUAACAAUUUCACUGUGAAAUUGAAAAACAAAUUUCCCAAGGACAAUCGAAGCCCUAUAUUGAAUGAAUUAAAUAUAUUUUGUUUGUGGGCAUACGAUGCAGUCUGGGCUCUAGCAAGAGCAUCUGAAGAAAUCAGCCCCAGAAAGUCCCAACCUGAGAAACUGAAAUCUUUGAGUAAGUUUACAAACCUAGCUUCCAUUUCAGUAUCACAAACUGGCUCAAAGAUUCUCAAAGCUGUUUUGCAAAGUAAAUUUAAUGGUUUGAGUGGCAAGUUUCAGCUUAAGGAUGGACAGUUGGAACCAGUGGCAUUCCAACUAGUAAAUGUAGUUGGAAAUGCGGUCAAGGGAAUUGGAUUUUGGACACCAAAACAUGGAAUUUCACGAGAACUUAACCUGUCAGAUAGCCAGCUCUAUUCAACAUCUGCGAACGGUCUUCAACCUACCAUCUGGCCUGGACUAUCUGCUGUUACCCCAAAAGGUUGGACAAUGCCAGUGAGUGGAAAGAAAUUGAGAAUUGGAGUUCCAGUGAAAGAUGGUUUUACUGAAUUAGUGAAGGUGGAUCGCGAUCCGCAAACUGGUGCAGUUUCUGUAUCUGGCUUCUGCAUAGAUGUGUUCAAGGCUGCAGUUGAAAAUUUACCUUAUGCAUUAACUUAUGAGUUCAUCCCCUUUGACAAUUCUAAUGGAAGCAGUGCACUAACCUACACUGACCUUGUAUUCCAAGUCUAUCUCCAGGUUUUUGAUGCAGUGGUGGGGGACGUUACAAUCACAUCAAACCGAUCUUUGUAUGUGGACUUUACUUUGCCUUAUACAGAGUUAGGUGUGGGCAUGGUGGUGCCUAUUGAGAUUGGAAAGGCCAAGAACAUGUGGAUCUUUUUGGAGCCUUUGACAGUGGACCUUUGGCUUGUUAGUGGUGUUUUUUUCAUUUUGACAGGGUGUAUUGUUUGGUUCAUAGAAUGCAAAAUCAAUGAUGAGUUUAAGGGUUCAAGGGCUCAACAAGUUGGAAUGAUAUUCUGGGGAAAAGUUGAUAAGCAACUUGUCCAAGUUUGUGGUGAUUGUAUGGCUAUUUACUGUGCUCAUACUAACUUCAAGUUACACUGCAAGUUUGAGUUCAAUGCUAGCUGUCAAUCGACUUCAAAUGCUUCGGAAAGGGAGUUUUAUAGGUUAUCAAAAGGGAUCAUUAGCCAGAGAACCUAUGCUCAUGCCCUAACAGAAGGAAGUAAAAAGGGUGGAGUUUCUGCUAUCAUUGAUGAGAUACCUUACAUUAAGCUCUUUCUUGCACAAUAUGGUGACCAGUACACCAUGAUCGAACACGAAUAUCUUACCACCAAUGGAUUUGGCUUUGCUUUUCCAAAAGGGUCCCCUUUGGUCCCUGAUAUUUCAUGGGCAAUAGCAAAGCUAAGAGAAGAUGUAUUUGAUCCAACUUAUGAUGAAAAUGUGUGCAAGAGGGAGUGGAGAUCAAAAUCACUGACAACUGUUUCUGGAGAGUAUGACUCCAAGGCCAACCAUUGA